Molecule: messenger RNA, 618 nt
Organism: Microthlaspi erraticum
Lineage: Eukaryota; Viridiplantae; Streptophyta; Magnoliopsida; Brassicales; Brassicaceae
Source: the annotation of a GenBank genome assembly
AUGGAGUCGAGGAGGGAGGUGGACUCGCUGGAGAAGCAACUUAAGGAUAAGAAUGACUCCGAUGGUGGGGAGGCAGCAGAAGCGCUGAAGCGAGAGCACGAGGAAGUGGUGGAAGUGUUCGAGUCUCGCUUGGAGAGGUUGCAGAGAGAGAACGAGAAGCUUCAGAAAGAUCUUACUGCGAGGGUCGAACUCGAGUUGCGAUUCGAGAAACGAGAAGCCAGGAUGGAGAAAAACAUUAAGGAGAGCUGCGGGCGUGACAUCGAGUGUGUGCAGCGCGAACUAUCAGCGAAGCUCGACAAGGUGACGCCGGCACUCAGGGAUCUCCAGGAUGCGAGGCGAGCUAAGGCUCAUGUGACACAGAUCGAUGCCAACCUCAAUUUUAUCCGGCUUCAUAAGAAGGGCGAGAUCACAGAUUUUGACGCGGAGGUGGAGAUGCUUCUCGAGAAGGCGGCCAGAGAGAUUGGGGUCGCUGAUCCGCAUGGUUCGAACAUCACCGCGCCUAUGUCGUCGGAUGAUACUUCUUUGGGGGUCGAUCAGGUUUCUGGUGAAACCACCACUGUAGGAGAUGAAGCUGGCGAGCCGACUCCCGAGAAGACGACAGACGCCACCUCUAUUUAG